AUGGCUCUAAAGAAGAACUCUGGCCCGAUGCUGUUUUGCGAAUGGGUCAUUGGCGGCCCGUUGCCAGCUGCUCGCCGUGCCCGCAAACCCAAGCCACCCAAACCAAAACCCGCGCCGCCUCCGCCUCCUCGGGAUGUAAUUCGAGUCGAAGUGACGACUGACGAUGAAAAGGAGGAAGAUACGCUCAAAAUCAUUUUUCCUCGCUCUGGAAGAGCCGCAUCCCCAGCUGCAGUCGAAGAAAAGGCCGUCGAGGCCGUGGUCAAAAAGGUCCGUUUUGAGGAGGGCAAGAAGAGCGCCAAAAAGUCGGCCAUGAAGCAUCUCAAGAAUGAUGAAUCCGACAGCUCGGCCACGCUGGCGGAGAGCUCGUCUGACGGCGACUCCUCAGACGCUCCCUCGAAAGAUGAUGACAAAAGGGGCCAGGCGUCCAGCGAUGAGAGCGAGAGCGACGGGGAGCCUCACCCUACCUGCAAGUGCUCACGAUGUGUCAGGAGACGCAAGAAGAAAGGCAAGGAAAAGGCCAGCAAAUCGAAAGAAUGUGAAUCGGAUGAUAGUGCCGCCACGGACAGUGCUUCUGAAGACGAACAGCCAAAGCAAAAGGAACCCAAAAAGUCAAAUAAGAAGCAACAAGAAAAUCACCAGUCAAGUAAAAAGGAAAAGGAUAAGGGCAAGAAGAAGGGAACCUCGGAUGCUGACGACGAAGCCUCCGAAUCGGGCAAAGAGACAACCGACGAGGAAAAGGAAACGAAGCCUGCCAUGACCAAAGCCGAGAAGAAGAAAGCAGCAGCUGCCGAAAAGAACAAGAAGGAAGAGAAGGCGGCCAAGAUUAGCGAAAACGAAAAGACAUCCGCUCCCGCUUCUAAGUCAUCCCCAUCCGACUCAUACCCCUCUGCCUUUCCUGGCCCUCACGCGCGCCGCCCCAACCUCAUCGCGCCGAUCCGCGCUCAGGUCGUGCAGACCGAGGACGUCGUCGAGACGCCCGACGACCCGCCGCCGAAUGCCUUUUACGACGCCGCCGCCAACAUCAUGCGCGUCUACUACGGCCCCGUGUACGGCAACCACAACCCGCAGUCGCAGUCGCUGUACCCCCGGCGGGAGGCGGCGGGACGGCCGCUGCCGGUGGGCAUGCCGCAUCCGAUGCAGAACCCGUACUACUACGGCUUUCAGAACGUGUCGGGAUAUGACCAGAAUGGUGUGCCGGUGGCGGAGGAGUGGAGUAAUGGCAAUGGAGGGCCGUUUGGGCAGCAGCAGCAGUCGGGGUUCCCACCGUUUGUGGUGAAUCCCAUGUUCCAGCAACAACAGGGCCAUGGAGGACAGUACACGAAAGGCGCGUUCAGCAGGACGAGUCCUGUGGCGCCGGCGGCGCCAAGCGUAAGCCAGGCAGACGACAAGGCCGGUGGGAACAAUGUCCUGCCGACAAGCAAUAUUGAUGAGAAAAAGACGACGAGCCCGUACUACACGCCCAGCAAGACGGCCACGGAGCUGCGCAACAACAGCCACCGCAGCAGCCCGGCCAAAUCCGCCGCAGUGGCACCGGACAACGACGCCAACGCGCCGGCAUGGGACAGUGCGCCGCCUGCUCCUCCUGCACAGGAUGCCAGCGCCUGGGGCGACGGGGCGACGAGCGGCAACAAUAACAGCAACGACAGCUGGGAGAGCAACAACAGCGGCGGCAACACGACCGAUGCGUGGCCCACCACCGACAACAAUAACAAUGCUAGUGCUGGCGAUACUUGGGAGAAUAACAACAGCAAUGCCAACACUGGCGGUGGAGAUUCGUGGAACGCAGUACCGAGCGGCAGCGGCGGCAGGGGAGAUUCAUGGGAGGCGGCGCAGGCGGACAGCACCAAUGUCGGGCCCGGCAUGUCCGUGCCCGGCUCGUGGGAUUCCAUACCGGCGUCGACGGCGCCGGCGCCGGCGUGGGGCGACCCAAGCGCAGCGCAGAGCACCAGUGGCGCCGCAGACGUGUGGUAG
Akanthomyces muscarius is the source of this 1971-nucleotide messenger RNA. RefSeq lists its product as uncharacterized. The record is from RefSeq and is a predicted model, not a curated record. Lineage: Eukaryota; Fungi; Ascomycota; Sordariomycetes; Hypocreales; Cordycipitaceae. Bases 1 to 1971 code for a protein of 656 amino acids. The transcript has 2 exons.